CGGCCGGGCUCAAGUACCUCAUCCGCGCCGCCUUCGUGUACGGCAACUACGACGGCCUCAAGAAGCCCCCCGUAUUUGACCUCUACAUCGGCGUCAACUUCUUGACGAUGGUGAACAUCACGGGGCUCGACGGUGCGGCGCUGGAGGAGGCCAUCGUCGUCGUGCCGGAUGACUUCGUGCAGGUCUGCCUGGUGAACACCGGCACCGGGACACCGUUCAUCUCCGGCUUGGACCUGAGGCCUCUCAAGAGCACGCUCUACCCGCAGGUGACCGAGACGCAGGGCCUGUCCUUGUUCGGUCGCUGGAACUUUGGCCCGACUAGUAAUACCGAAAUCAUCAGGUACCCCGACGAUCCACACGACAGAGAAUGGGUGCCUUGGAUCAAUCCCUUCGACUGGACCGUGAUAUCAACGACGACGAUGGUGCAAAACAUAGAAAAUGACAUAUUCGAGGCGCCGUCGCGGGUGAUGCAGACGGCGAUUACGCCGCGGAACGCCUCUGGUAACAUUGAGUUCGCUUGGGAUGCCUACACGCAGCCGAAGGAUCCGACGCCGGGGUACAUCGCCAACUUCUACUUCACGGAGGUGCAGCUCCUCCCCAGCAACGCCUUGCGCCAGUUCUACAUCAACCUCAACGGCAGGUUGGUGUAUAAUGAGAGCUACACGCCGUUGUACCUCUAUGCUGACUUAAUCUACGAGAAAAAACCCUUCCUACGAUACCCCGAGUACAACAUCUCCAUCAACGCCACCUCCAACUCGACGCUGCCACCGAUCAUCAACGCCAUCGAGGUGUUCUCCGUAAUGCCCACAAUCAAUGUCGCCACGGAUUCCGAGGACGCCUCUGCCAUGAUGGCUAUCAAGGUAAAGUAUCAGGUGAAGAAGAACUGGAUGGGUGAUCCGUGUGUUCCGAAGACACUUGCUUGGGAUAGUUUGACCUGCAGCUAUUCCACUUCCAUCCGUCCAAGAAUCACUAGCCUAAAUCUGUCCUCAAGUGAUCUAAGGGGUGAUAUAUCGUCUUCCUUCGCGAAUCUCAAGGGAGUCCAAUACUUGAAUUUGUCAAACAACAAUUUGACAGGCUCAAUUCCAGAUGCCCUUUCACAAUUACCUCUAUUGUCAGUCUUAGAUUUGGCAGGAAACCAGCUCAGUGGAUCAAUUCCAUCUGGACUUCUCAAAAGAAUUCAAGAUGGCUCCCUAGAUCUAAGAGACGGAAAUAAUCCAAACUUAUACACCAAUGGCAAUUCAUGCAAGCUUGUGAAAAGGAACAACAAGUUAGUGAUCUACAUAGUUGUUCCCAUAGUUCUGGUUAUGGUGAUAGUACCAAUAUAUCUAAUACUCUUUUACCUGAAAAGAAAAAGGCUAGGACCAAGGAGCAAUUCCACAGAACCACAAAAUGAGAAGGCAGAGUAUGCUUCGAAAAAUCGUGGCCACAUGCAUAGUUCAUCACUACAGCUUGAGAACCGUCGGUUCACAUACCGGGAACUAGAGAUGAUGACAGACAACUUCCAGCUAGAGCUUGGAAGGGGAGGGUUUGGGUGUGUCUAUGAUGGGUUUUUGGAGGAUCACACUCGAGUGGCAGUCAAGUUGAUGUUUAAAAACUCUAAGCAAGGAGACAAGGAGUUCCUUGGAGAGGCACAGAUUUUAACCCGGAUUCAUCACAAGAAUCUUGUUUCCAUGAUUGGAUACUGCAAGGAUGGGGAUAACAUGGCACUUGUUUAUGAGUACAUGUCAGAAGGAACUCUACAAGAACACAUUGCAGUACCUAAAAUAUUUAGAUUCUACGUGCAUGGUAUGGUACAACAGCUCCAAAAUUGA
Molecule: messenger RNA, 1811 nt
Organism: Oryza sativa Japonica Group (Japanese rice)
Lineage: Eukaryota; Viridiplantae; Streptophyta; Magnoliopsida; Poales; Poaceae
Product: putative leucine-rich repeat receptor-like protein kinase At2g19210
Biological process (GO): protein phosphorylation
Molecular function (GO): protein binding; ATP binding; protein kinase activity
Source: RefSeq, a predicted model, not a curated record